AUGGAGCGUUCUGUUAUGAGUGUAAGGCAAUACUUGUCAAUAACCUUCUGUGACAUCCUUCUCCUGUUCCUUUCUUUGUCAAUUCCAAAAGUUUCCACGGCUACCACAUUUUCAAACGAGACUGACAAACUUGCACUGCUUGAAUUCAAGUCCCACGUAGAUCAAGACCCCCUUAAUGUCCUGGCUACUUGGAAUGAGUCUUUCCAUUUUUGCCACUGGCUUGGGAUCACCUGUGGCAACAAACACCAAAGAGUCAUUGGUUUGGACCUAAAAGACAAGAACAUGGUUGGCACCAUAUCACCCUACAUUGGAAAUCUUUCUUUCCUUCGAUCCCUCAACCUUGCAAUUAACUCCUUUUAUGGUCGAAUCCCCUCGGAAGCUGGUCAUUUGAUCAGGCUUCAGAGUUUAAACCUGAGUUCUAACUCAUUGGAAGGAGAAAUUCCUGUCAAUCUCUCUCACUGUUCCAACCUUAUGUAUCUUGGUCUCCAGUACAACCAUCUAGUGCAACAAAUACCAUCUGAACUUGGCUCUUUGUCCAAACUCAAGAAUCUAUAUCUUGCCAAAAACCAGUUAAGUGGAAAGUUCCCACCUUCUCUGGGAAACCUGUCUUCUCUCCAACAUCUUUGGUUUUCAUAUAACAAUUUGGAGGGAGAAAUUCCAGAUACAUUAUCCCAGAUGAUAAGUUUGGAAACUUUUCAAGUAGGCAAGAAUAAUCUUUCUGGUGUGUUUCCACUUUUCCUUUACAAUUUUUCAUCAAUCAAAGUCAUUUCCUUGGCUUUCAACAACUUUUCUGGUGACCUCAGGCCUGACUUAGGCAUUACACUUCCAAAUCUUCAAAAGCUUGCUAUGGCAGGAAACAAAUUUACAGGAAGCAUUCCAGCUGCAUUGUCCAAUGCUUCAGAUUUUCAAGAAAUUGAUAUCCCUAUGAAUUAUUUUACUGGAAACAUACCUAUGGAGUUUGGUAAUCUACGAAAUCUUACAUGGCUUAAUGCAAACAUGAAUCUUCUUGGAAAUUAUUCAGUUGACGAUUUGAGUUUUCUUAGACCUUUGACCAAUUGCAGCCAGUUACAGACGCUCGAUAUCAGCUACAACCGGCUUGGAGGUGAGCUGCCUGAUGCGAUAACAAACUUCUCAACCCAAAUAACAUGGCUACAGUUAGGAGGGAAUUUGAUUGGGGGAAGCAUACCUAUGAAGGUAUCAAAUCUAGUUAGCCUAACUCAACUUGGUCUGGAACAGAAUUUGUUAACGGGAAAUAUUCCAGUUUCAAUUGGUGAGCUCUCAAACUUGAAAAGAUUGAAGCUUGCCACCAGAAGUUGGAAACCUGAACACUCUUGUUUACCUAGAUGUUUCAUUCAACAAAUUUUCCAAAGAGAUUCCCGCGGAACUAGGGAUUGUUUGGGGUUGGAAGCACUUUAUGUGCAAGGGAACUUCUUUGAAGGAACCAUUCCAGAUUUAAGUAAGUUAAGGGGUAUUCAAUAUCUUGAUCUUUCCCACAACAACUUGACUGGCCAAAUUCCAAGCUAUAUGGUUAGUUUUUCCAUGUUGAUAAACUUGAAUCUGUCUAUCAACAAUCUUGAGGGAGAGGUGCCCAUACAGGGGGUCUUCAGAAAUGCAACUGCAAUUGAAGUAUAUGGCAACAGUGGGCUUUGUGGGGGAAUCCAAGAGCUGCAAUUGCGCGCAUGUUCCAAUAAGCAUAGAAAUCGUGUUCUUUUUAAGUUGAUUCUAGCAAUAGGCAUUCCUGCUUUCUCCGUGGUGGUGUUGUCUUUGAUUUCCCUGUGCUGGUUGAGAAAGUCGAUAAAAAAUGUCUUCCCACGUCUACCUUUGGGCACUACCUUUGGGCACUUCUACCAAAAGAUUUCUUAUCAAGAACUACUCAAUGCAACUGAUGGAUUCUCUGAGAUGAAUUUAAUUGGUUCAGGUAAUUUUGGUACUGUCUAUAAAGGAAAGCUUGGUCUCGAUGAAGUCAGUGUUGCAGUCAAGGUACUCAACCUAAAAAAGAAGGGAGCGUCCAGAAGCUUCAUCGCUGAAUGCCAAGCCUUAAGGAGCAUCCGGCAUCGAAACCUAGUUAAUAUUUUAACUGCUUGCUCAAGUAUUGACUGGGGCCAAGAUUUCAAAGCUUUAGUAUAUGAGUUCAUGCCAAAUGGGAACUUGGACAUGUGGUUGCAUCCAAAAGAUGGGCUCAAGCAGUUGAGAAAUUUAAGCCUUCUUCAGAGAGUAAACAUUGCAAUAGAUGUGGCUUCUGCUUUGCUUUAUCUUCAUCAUGAAUGCCAUAUACCGAUUAUUCACUGUGAUUUAAAGCCAAGCAAUAUUCUUCUCGAUGAUGAUAUGACUGCUCGUAUAAGUGAUUUUGGUUUGGCACGACUCCUUUCAGAAUCGAGUAAGCAUGCUUUUCCUAGUCAAUUAAGCUCAGCUGGGAUUAAAGGAACCGUUGGGUAUGCUGCUCCAGGUACUGUUUCAUGA
Molecule: messenger RNA, 2460 nt
Organism: Juglans microcarpa x Juglans regia
Lineage: Eukaryota; Viridiplantae; Streptophyta; Magnoliopsida; Fagales; Juglandaceae
Product: putative receptor-like protein kinase At3g47110
Biological process (GO): protein phosphorylation
Molecular function (GO): protein binding; protein kinase activity; ATP binding
Source: RefSeq, a predicted model, not a curated record